Messenger RNA from Phyllotreta striolata, 1139 nucleotides. The record is from the annotation of a GenBank genome assembly. Lineage: Eukaryota; Metazoa; Arthropoda; Insecta; Coleoptera; Chrysomelidae.
UUAAAGGUUAUGUUUUGAAAAAUUAACGAAUGUUUUCAAGUUGAAAAUCACUUAAUUAUUAAAUCGGUUUUUGAUAACUAAAAUGACUUCCAAUUUCAGCGUGCACGUAACGUUCGUCUCGGAGAAAAUCAAUAAAAUUCGUUGGAGGCCUGACUCGUACAAUGAUUGCCAUUUUUUCGUUACCGGUAGCGUCGACAAUACAGAAAACAAUUUAAAACUAUGGGACUUUUGUGAAAACGUAGACGAGGAUGAUAUUUGCCCCUUUUUAGUACAUAAUCUACCUUACUGUGGAGAUGUUACUGAAGUUAAGUUUAUAAAUUCUGAUUUCUUUGUAAGCUCCUCAUCGAGCGGAUCUGUACACCUGACCCGAAUCAUUCCUUUAUACUCGGAGAAUACGAGUAUGAAAAAUGAAAUAGAAUGGAGCAAAAUCCAUCAAUUCAAAAACGGCGAUGUUAGUCCUUGCACGUCAGUAACAGUCUACGAUAGUGAUAUAGUUUCCGUCGGAGAAGAUGGGUCCAUUAAUUUAUUAAACGCCAAAUCAUCAAAAGUCCUCAGAAAAUUGGAGGGCGCUGACAGCUCAUCUAUACAAUGCGUAAUAUUCUUGAAACACAACGAAAUUUUAACAAGUAACUUGCGGGGCCAAAUGAAAAUAUGGGAUUUGAAGCAACAAAACAACAAACCUGUCAGUACUUUUAUGAUGAGCGGUGAUCAUCUCACCCCUACAUGCCUCACUUACCACCCUACUCAAAGACACAUAGUUUUAACAGGUGACGAUUUAGGAGCUCUAACAACCUGGGAUUUGCGUCAGCACAAUUACCCUAUUAACGUUCUCAAUGCCCACGAAGGAGCUAUUUCGGAAAUUCAAUUUAAUUCCGAAUACCCCGAUCAGUUAUUCAGUUGCUCCAGCGCAGGCGAAAUUUGGAAUUGGAAUAUCAAAGGCGACACCACCCCUACGCUAUUAAGCAACAAUAUCGAAAGCAACGUUUGGCUAGCCCCUGAAGUCAAAAAUAAAUUGGAAGUGUUCACGUUGAUGCCAGCAUUGGGAAAACCGAUCAAUUCCUUGGACUUAAACAGGAAUAAAGUAAUUUGUGGAAGCGAUAACGAAGCUAUCUAUUUGAUUAAUAAUAAUAAGUAAUAAU